CCUAUGGCAUCCAUGUCGUAAGGAAGACAGGGAUCACACUGGCCUUGCUUCCUACCUAGGAACGUUUCCCUUUCGAGAGAAAAUGAAUAGGGACUUUACCGUUUCGAGAGAAAUGAAAGAUGGAGACUCAUCACAGUCCAAUCAAAGUCUAUGGGUUCAUGCAAGAGAGUGAAAAGGGUCAUACUGGCCUUGCUGCCUAGUUGCUUCGUACUGUUAGCCUGAGUCGGCCUUAUUCUACGCCCGCUCAGUAUACAUGCCCCAAUGCCAUGUAUAAGUACUGGCCACAACUGGUCUCACAAGCAAUAACAAGACUUCUUCCUAGAUAUUCAGGAGAGCAUUCACAAUGGUACAACAAGGGCCUCGUUGGUUCGACUCGGUCCCGCACAUAGUGCGAUUUGGCAUGCAGGACGAAGACAAUGGCAAGUCAUGGACGACAUUCUUCCGCAAUGGCGUGUAUUUCACAGUGAAUGUCGACAAGGACGACGUCCAGGAUACGCCAUUCGGAAACAAGUGGCUUGCAGCCCUGAAGAAGGCGGAACCUAUGGCCGGCCCAGAUUUCAUGAAGAUAUGGAUUCCGUGGUAUGAGGCUUUCUGCGAUUUGAUCAUCAUGCAGAGCAUGCCUUUGCUCAAGGAAUUGGCGCCGGUGCGGAAACAUUGGGAAACGCUUGAGGACCACUUACGCACGCCGAAGUACGAGGUGAAGAUGGUUGCAGAGGGUGGCGAUGCGGUGGCCAAGUAUGAGAGUGGGCCAAUCGUGAGACCUUCGUAUGACUAUUUUCUCUUGCCGUUCGAUAGGUUUGAGGGACUUCCUGAUCCUGCCGAGGUCCGUUGGUAUCACGCAAGAGAGUUGACGGUACUGAAUCCGGACAAGAAUUGGCGCUCUCCUCCUACUAAGAUGCGCACCGGGGAGGGGGAGGUGUUGUACUUUGUCAAGUGCGAACCAUUCCGUGAGUCGGUUGAAACGGGGAUUGUUGACAAUGCCUCGAUUGAGAGGAUCAACGCGCAUUUGCGAUUGUACAGACAGACGAAGGGGGGUGCGCAUGCGUCGACUGGGGAGCCUCAUAUCCCUAAACUCCAGGGGAUCGUGGUGAGCGAGGCAUAUGACUUUGCUGCACUAGGGACUCAGACCUUACCAUCAGUUGGUAUUCAAAAAGAAGAACAGGAGAGAUGGGUAAGGGAGCGGCCGCAGCAAUCGCUUGCUGGAAUCCUGGUGACAUAUGUGUCCAAGGCGAAGACCUUAGCGGAAGUUAAGGAGCUCUUGCCUGACGAGACAAGGGCAAUUGAGCUGAAGAAGGGCGCCGAGAAAUGGAGAGAGCAGUUCAGCUCCGUGGUGCAAUAUCUUCAUGACCAUGGCAUCACGAUUGGAGCGCGCACCACUGGGGACCAAACCUGGUACUACAUCAAUCACUAUUCCAUGUAUCUGGCACCGGUUCCCGGUGCUGACUCUGGUCUGGAUCUGGGCACAGCGGAACUCGCAGACGCAGACGCUUCGUUCCUGUUGACGAGCGAGAAUGAGUUGCAUAUGGCUCGGAAUCAACAAAGCGGCGUGGGUGACGACGGAGAUCGAGAGAGAUUUGAGGAGCAGAAGGCUUUGGAUUGGGAAGCUGUAGAGAAGCUGUUUCAUUUCUGAGGGGGAAGAGAGAGAUGUUUGAGGGACGGUUGAACUUCGGCGAAAUAUGUAGCAAGGGCGAGCAUGACCAGAGUGAGCACAUGCCCUUGAAUGAAUACACCUUCUU
Messenger RNA from Exophiala viscosa, 1736 nucleotides. RefSeq lists its product as uncharacterized. The record is from RefSeq and is a predicted model, not a curated record. NCBI's taxonomy places the organism in Eukaryota, Fungi, Ascomycota, Eurotiomycetes, Chaetothyriales, Herpotrichiellaceae. The transcript has a single exon. Bases 344 to 1630 code for a protein of 428 amino acids.